UACAAAUAUAACUAAUUUGAAAAUAAGAUGCCAAACUACGCAUUUGUAAAGUUAUUUAGGAAGUGAUUCAUGACAGAAGACCUUGAUGAGGACCUAAUCUCGAAUGAUAGACAAUCUUGGUUGAACAAGUUGGAUUAUUUCAGAGCCAAGCUCGGAAUGAAGAAGAAGAGCAAGAGAAUUAGUGGCAAGGAUAUUGCCUUCAGCAUUGUCCUAGAGCUUCUUUCUGACGAAGCAAUGACAAUGGAUAUUAAUGCACUAGACGUAAACUGAACUAAUAAUGAUGUUGAAAUGUUUAUUCCCCAAUUUUGCCAUUAUAUUGUUGGUGGAGGAAGAUAUUCAGGAGCAGUUGAGAAGUUUAUACUCCAGAGAGCUAGCAACUCACCUAUUUUUGCCCUUCAUAUUUUGUGGAAUUUUUUGCAAAGCCUAGAAGCUGGAGGAGAGUCUAUCCCAAUGAAGACUCUUGAAUUUUUGCAAAUUUUAACUGAGUGAGGUAAAAAUGCUAUCGAAAGGAAACAUAGCUCUUUCUUGUUCCAAAACGAGGAGAGCAAGUUCCCAUAUACUUUCUAUAAUGGAUUGACGUUUCAGUAUGAGGAUCCACUUCCAGAAAUUUCCCUGAUGACGAAAUUAAAUUAUAAGCAUAACUAUGAUCUUUUCUUCAGCACUCCGAACUUUCUUUCCGAUUUGAUAGGCAUAUCAGAGUGCCUUCGUACUGUUGCUGUUGAGGAUAGGCUUAAAACUUUGAAGUCUUUGAUUUCAAAUCUCAAUCUAAGUUUGCCAAACAAUGUAUAUUUACCUCUGAAAUCUUGAUCUGACCACAAGGUUUUACAGAUCAGUCUUGAGCAUUGUAUUUGCCUUCAUUCUAACGAAAAAGCACCUUUCCAUGUUCUUAUCGAGAUUGAGAGAUUUUAUAGUGAAGCAGACACAGUUACCAUGAGAAAGGCAGGAAAAAGCCAGUCAAGUGGAUACAUUGUUGGCAAAGAUAUGAAGCAAGGACUUCUGCUUGAAACAGAGAAUAGUGGCGAUUCUUACGAGGACGACGAAACAGCAAGCUUGAGAGGGUCUGGUGGUAGUGAUUUCUCUGACUCUAAUGGGGCAAACCCAUUUGAGGUUGUGAAAGACCCAGUCAAGUCUUUUAUGGAGCCCACUCUGUCCCAGAGUCCAUCCCACCAAACAACUCAAUAUUCAGCUCAGGGAUAUAGACUUGCUCGAUCUAGGAAGAAGAAGUCUCCUCUUUGGAAACAAAUACUAUGAUGUCAAUGUAGUGAACAAGGGGAAAUGGUUCCCAUUGUUGAUAACAGUAUGGAUUUCAAUAGUGUAGAAGACAUCAAUACUGUCUCUCAGCCCAUCGGCCUCUUCGGAGAGCGAUCAUUCGAAUCAGUCAAGAAGCAAAUGAGGGAAGAAUCUAAAUAUGGAGAGAAUAAUAACUGGGAUGUAAUCUCAGUUAUUGUAAAAAGCGGGGAGAAUAUCCAACAAGAAAAAUUUGCUGCUUACUUAAUGGAGAUGUUUCUUGACAUUUUUAAAGAAGCUAAACUGAAAUGCUGGCUGAGACCUUUUACAAUCCUCGCUACAUCACCUAUUGGAGGCAUUGUUGAGACAAUUACAGAUGCUGUCUCCAUCGAUAAAUUAAAAUAAAUCCUACCCAGAAAUGGAUUGUUUGAGAAGGUAUUAUGUUAAAACCUUUGGAUCAGUUAAAUCCAAAACUUUUAAGAAAGCUAGGCGUGCUUUUGUCAGAUCCCUCGCAGGUUAUUCACUGCUGUGCUACAUACUCCAGAUCAAGGAUAGGCAUAAUGCCAAUAUUCUAAUUGACUCUAAAGGACAUGUAGUUCAUGUAGAUUUUGGUUUUAUGCUUUCAAAUAGUCCAGGGUCAAUGAACUUCGAAGCAUCCUCUUUUAAGCUCACUAAUGAAUUCGUGGACAUAAUGGGUGGCCAAAGAUCACAAGCUUUGAGACAAUUCAAGGCAUUGAUGAUUAAAGGCUUCAUUGCACUCAGGAAGCACGCUGAGCACAUUAUCUCCUUCGUUGAAAUGACUAUGAUGUCAAACAAAAAUCUAUCAUGCUUCUCAAGAGGCUCUAUCAUUCUAAACGAGAUGAGGGAGAGAUUCAAGCUUGAUCUCUCCGACACAAAUGCUAAGAAGUUCAUGUACGAUCUCAUCGAGAACUCUACCGAUCAUUGGAGAACAAGAUGGUACGACAAAUACCAGCGCUUGUGUGUUGGUGUGUGGUAAUAGUUAAUUUUAGAAAUUAGGCUUACAAUACUUGGCCAC
This is a messenger RNA of Moneuplotes crassus, 2263 nucleotides long. Lineage: Eukaryota; Ciliophora; Spirotrichea; Euplotida; Euplotidae. The record is from the annotation of a GenBank genome assembly.